AUGGGCUCAAUUGCACCUGCACGCGCUGAACUCGACGCCUCCGUCGUCAAGAUCACCCGAUCCAACAACAUCCGCGAUGUGCCUCUCCCCGGUUCCCUUGAGGAGCUCAGUCACUCCUACUGCACCGACCACAUGGUCACCGUGCGAUGGACCGACGAGAAUGGCUGGGAAACUCCCGAAGUCAAGCCGUACCAGAACCUAAGCCUCCCUCCCACCGCAUCAUGCUUGCACUACGCUACCGAAUGCUUCGAGGGCAUGAAGGUCUAUCGCGGCUUCGACGGCAAACUUCGUCUUUUCCGACCCGACCUCAACGGCGAGCGUCUGUCUAACAGCGCCGUUAGAGCUUCCCUACCCAGCUUCCGGUUCCAAGAGCUCAAGACACUCAUUGCCAAGCUGAUGCAGGUUGACGGUCUCCGCUGGCUCCCCAAGGACCAACCCGGCCGAUUCCUUUACCUCCGCCCCACCCUCAUCGGCAGUGGCAUGCAGCUCGGCGUCCAAGCCCCCAAGGAAGCCCUCCUCUUCAUCAUCGCCGUCCCCUGGCCCGACCCAGCCACCCGCAUCAAGUCCGUCCCCGGCGAACCCUCCGGCCUGAAAUUACUCGCCUCCCACCCAGAUACCAUCCGCGCCUGGCCCGGCGGUUUCGGAUACGCCAAACUCGGUGCCAAUUAUGGCCCCUCGCUCGCGGCGCAUGGCAAAGCGCAAGCCCAGGGCUUCGAUCAGGUCCUCUGGCUCUUCGGCGCCGAUCGUCAGGUUACCGAGGCGGGAGCUAGCAACUUCUUUAUUGUUUGGGAGAACGCGCAGACGGGAAAGCGCGAGCUGGUGACAGCGCCGUUGGAGAACCAGUUGAUCUUGCCCGGUGUCACGCGGCGCUCUGUUUUGCAGCUGGCUAGGGAGCGGUUGCGCCAGGGUAACGGUGAUUUGGGUGCUGUGGAGGUUGUUGAGAAGACGUUCACUAUUGGUGAUGUCGAGACAGCGUGGAAGGAGGGACGCAUUGUGGAGGCUUUUGUUUGUGGUACUGCCUUCUUCAUCACACCCGUUAAGCUCAUCCGAGACGGCGAGGUCGACAUUCCUCUGCUCAAGACCGGCUCUGAUCGUGCGGAAUACGCCGCGCAGAUCAAGUCCUGGCUCGAGGCGAUCAUGUACGGCAAGGAUGGCCAGGAGAACCACGAGUGGGCGUACCUCAUUGAGAACGAGAGCGAGAAAUAG
This is a messenger RNA of Aspergillus calidoustus, 1206 nucleotides long. The record is from the annotation of a GenBank genome assembly. Lineage: Eukaryota; Fungi; Ascomycota; Eurotiomycetes; Eurotiales; Aspergillaceae.